CCAGUCUCCUGCUACUGCGUAUCUAUACUACGAGUUUGCAUUUUCAUUCGGCGUAGUAUUUACACGCCAAAGUCACAUUUGGCGUAUAUAUGGUACGCAAAACCCUCCCGUUAAACUUCCAUUGAUAGAAAAUGCGUAUGUAUUGCACGCAGAAAUUUAUUAUAGUCAACGUCAUCAUCAUCGUCCCGCCCCUUCAAUCGAACGAAGAUUCACGAUUUCAUCUCGUGCAGGUGCCGAAGCAGCAUAUGCAGAAAUAUUGAUUUAGAAUGCUUAUUUAGAAUAUAUAUAUAUUUUUUUACAGAAACUUAUUGUAGGCUAUAUAACUUACUCAUCAUCUCUAGUGGGGACGAAUGUUGCUACUACAUAAUACAGUUUAAUUCUAAACAAUCCCCGACGGGGAAAGAAAAAUGCUUGCAGAAGCAUCAUUAAUUCAAUGUGAAUUAAUUAUAUGUCUGCUUUAUUUAAUCUGCUCUCUGCUUUUCUUUCUUUUUUUCUUUUUUUGCUUGUUUAAUGUUACACGAAUUUUUGUUUCUUUGUUUGUGAUUGUAUUUGUAAUAGUAAAAGUAUUAAUAAUAAAUAAAUAAAUAAAUAAAUAAAUAAAUAUAAAAAGUGUAUUGCCAUGAUUUUUAGUCCUUCGCUGUUUCAGGAACCACCCACUCCCGCUUGGAAACCAAUCAAAUGUUUGAACAUUUUUUAGCGCCAUCAUCAAUGUCCCGCCUCCUCAUCGUGCGACCUCGUGCAUCAUCAUCAAAGUCGUCAAUCAUCAGAAUACCCAAUCCAAAUGCCAGGUUCAACUUUACGCCAGUGUCCACAUUGCCGGAUCAAGAUGAACUGCCGACACCGGUCCUGUGUUAAGUGUGGAAAAUUGCUUGAUUUUAAAUAUAAGCAAUCAGUGCGUUUGGCAAAAUUUCGUGACCAGGCCCAUCAGUGGGCUAAAACAACAGUUAAGUCACGGAAUCAAUCAAAAGUCUUUGACAAUUUAGCCAUCAUGAUGGAAAAACUUAAAGUGCUGGGAUACGUUCCUCUUCUGCUACUGGGGAAGUGUUCAAAGGCCCAUAGGUGGACAGCGGAGGUCCAGUGUCCCUUUGAGUUCCCACCUGAGGGACAUAAGGUGAUGGAAAAAAUGCUCAUACUCUUUGAGCAUAUUUUACAAGGUUUUGGUCCAGAAAAAGAACAAGAGGUCACAGAAGGUAAUGAAGCAGAAAGGCAGGACUUGAAAGAGACUGUAGAAGAUGAAGAGGACAUUACACUGGAGAACAAUGUAGAAGUGGAAAGACUGGAGGAUGAAGAGCAGAUCGAAGAACAACAGAUAGAAAGUGGGGAGGAAGAACCAGAGAGGCCUGUUGAGGAACAGAGUUUCAAAAGUCCAGAAAAAGAACAAGAGGACACAGAGGGUGAUAGGACAGAGAGUCAGGACAUAAACGAGGCUGUAGAAGAUGAAGAGAACAUUUUAUCAGAGAACAAUGUAGAAUUGAGGAUGAAGGAAAGAUUGGAGGAUGAAGAGCAGAUCGAAGAACAACAGACAGAAAGUGGGGGGGAAGAACCAGAUAGGCCUGUUAAUGAAGAAGGGGAAAUGAAAGUGACAAAAAAGACUAAACAGGCAAAGGAAAUGAAGAAACAGGCAGAGAAACAAAAGAUUAGUGCACUUAAGAUGGAUGAAAUGGAUGAAAGAAAAGAGAUAGAGGGAGUCGUAUUAAAACCAGAUGGGUGAGUGGAAGAAGAUGGGGUGAAACAAAGACUCUAGAUAUAGGAAAACAUUACAUUCCUAUUAUUCAUUAAUGGGAGAAAGUGUUAUGCACAACAUGGCAAAUUAAUCCCACGUUCUAAAUAAUAGAACCAAUCGUUGAUUAGAAAAAGUCACCACUUCAUCCCAGCUGCCUUUAGAAGCUCCGGUUGCUAUCAGAAUUGAGAUACGCGUGUAUGACUGCACAUGCGCAUUGGCUACUGCAGUCUGAAAAGUUUUUUAAAAAUGCUUUAUGAACAUUUUAUUGGUGAUUUUCAAAUUGGAAAUUUAAUCAUAAUCAUUUGGAGAAUUUGAUUUUUCCCCAUUCAGAGAGAUAGGAGCUGCAUUUGGAUGCCCAAGAGGCAUUUCAAAGAUGAUCACAGUGUGAAAUUACUUGUCUUAAAGGGACCUUUGGGUAAAGCCUAUACAAUGAGCAAGGAACAAUGUGAACUCAGGCUCAAUGAAAACUGUUCUUUGACAUGUACUUGAACAAAGCUAAAACUUUUUUUUUUUUUACUUUACAGCAAAUCAGCUGUCAACAUGGCAGCGAAAAGAAAGCGCCAAAAAAAUACAGACACAGAAUGUCCAUUCCAUGCGUCUCUGGAUGUAUUUCCAGUGGAAUUUGUAUCUAAGACACGUCUCAGAAAGGGACGUAAGGAAGUGCUGGUGCAUUGGUUGCCAUGUCCAUCCUGUAGGAAGACAUGGCCACCCACCUGGCAGCCUGAAGAUCAUGUCCAAAUUACACUUACUCAAUGCUAAUUACAUUACUGGUACAUUAUGACCGUUUUUUUGUUUGUUUGUUUUUGAGCCACUGUUAUAGUGGACAAAUAAAGGUUUGUGUUUUCA
This is a messenger RNA of Ctenopharyngodon idella (grass carp), 2569 nucleotides long. RefSeq names its product cilia- and flagella-associated protein 251-like. Bases 782 to 1711 code for a protein of 309 amino acids. Lineage: Eukaryota; Metazoa; Chordata; Actinopteri; Cypriniformes; Xenocyprididae. The record is from RefSeq and is a predicted model, not a curated record. The transcript has 8 exons.